Corticium candelabrum is the source of this 704-nucleotide messenger RNA. RefSeq lists its product as uncharacterized. Lineage: Eukaryota; Metazoa; Porifera; Homoscleromorpha; Homosclerophorida; Plakinidae. The transcript has a single exon. The coding region runs from base 68 to 640 and encodes 190 amino acids. The record is from RefSeq and is a predicted model, not a curated record.
UUCCAAAACAAAAUGGAAAACUACCUGGUAUGGGCCGCUAAUGACAUUCACCAACUCUUAAACGCACAUGAGAAAUACUUUCGAAACAGCUCUUGGAAAUAUUGGAUUUGCGACCAAGAUUUGUCUAUCGAGGUACCGUACAUUCUUUAAAGAUUCCAAAGAGAUCGCUGAAAUCAAUGGUCGUGUUGCAAUUGCAGACUUCACAACUCGAAGAAGUACAGAAAAUGGUCGACAUGGCACAAAACGCAAACCAACUCGAAAAGAAAACCAACCACACCAUGGAACGAAUUUCCCCACCCAAAAUAUACAGAAAAGCCAUCGAUCUGUUGGAAGGGGAAGACGCUUGCCGACGAUACGCUACAAUGAUGCUCUAUGGAGCAGAAAAGCCAUCAUAUUCCUGUGUUUGAUAGACGCGUCAGGCGAGGUCGUAGGCGACGAGAUUUCUUUUGUGGGUAGAUUUCUCAACAAAACGGUCGAAUAUGUUGGAGGUGUAGAGGCAUUGAGUGCUGCGAUUGUUCCCAUUCGUUGGUACCUCGGAGACGCACAAACCAACCAGAGCAAAAAGAAGGAUCAGCUGGCUGCUAUCGUUCUCCUCCAAGAUACAAAAACCGAAGGGGUACGCAAGUUCUCCCAAACCUAAACACGCAGAAAUUCUGCAAAUUGUAGACACUACCUCUAAACAGCGAGUUCUGUGUGGACCCCAU